UCUACAGGCAAGAUGACCAGUCUCACUGCUAAGGACAAGCAAACCGUCAGGGCCUUCUGGGCUAAAGUGUCUGGAAAGGCUGAGGACAUCGGCAAAGAUGCUCUGAACAGGAUGCUGAUCGUGUACCCUCAGACCAAGACUUACUUCGCCCACUGGAAGGACCUGAGCCCCGGCUCUGCCCCGGUGAGGAAGCACGGAAUCACCGUGAUGUCUGGAGUCGCUGAUGCUGUGACCAAGAUCGACGACCUGAAAGGAGGUCUCCUGAACCUCAGUGAGCUGCAUGCCUUCACUUUGAGGAUUGACCCUGCCAAUUUCAAGAUUCUGUCCCACAACAUCCUUGUGGUCAUGGCCAUCAUGUUCCCCAACGACUUCACCCCUGAGGUCCAUGUGUCUAUGGACAAGUUCCUGGCUUGUCUGGCUCUGGCCCUGGCUGAGAAAUACCGAUAAACAGCAGAAGAUGACGGAGACUGCAGCAUGAGUUCA
Molecule: messenger RNA, 483 nt
Organism: Seriola dumerili (greater amberjack)
Lineage: Eukaryota; Metazoa; Chordata; Actinopteri; Carangiformes; Carangidae
Product: hemoglobin embryonic subunit alpha-like
Exons: 3
Coding region: 13-447 (144 amino acids)
Biological process (GO): hydrogen peroxide catabolic process; oxygen transport
Cellular component (GO): haptoglobin-hemoglobin complex; hemoglobin complex; blood microparticle
Molecular function (GO): peroxidase activity; haptoglobin binding; iron ion binding
Source: RefSeq, a predicted model, not a curated record